This is a messenger RNA of Manis javanica (Malayan pangolin), 1161 nucleotides long. Lineage: Eukaryota; Metazoa; Chordata; Mammalia; Pholidota; Manidae. The record is from RefSeq and is a predicted model, not a curated record.
GGGGACCCGGCAGCAGCCAGUUUAAUCUUCUCACCUCCAUUGGGGGUGCCGUCCCAGGAUGGGCCCAGGCCCCUGCAUGGAUUCGUUGUACCAAACUAACUUAUAACUUAGUGUUGCCGGGAUCGAUCCCGAAGGGAUCGGGCUUCAGGGCCAGGAAGUGAAGUGAUGGUAUCGAAGAGGUAGAUUUAGCCAGGGUGGAGUGAAUAUGCUCCUUCCACUCUGUGGCUGGACAGAGGCCGCUGUACUUGAAGAACAUGGGGCUGACCACCUUCUCCUCAGAGCAUUGUCGGCGAGGAGUUCGAGAGCCGAGUCCUCAUGGGGUGCCUUAGCUUUAGCUGGGUCGCGUAGCGUAUCGUACCUUUGGCAUCUGAUAACACUGCAUUUUCUGAACGAUUUACUAGGAAAGCGGCGUUAUGACAGGAAGCAGAGUGGCUAUGGUGGACAGACUAAGCCGAUUUUCCAGAAAAAGGCUAAAACUACAAAGAAGAUUGUGCUGAGGCUUGAAUGUGUUGAGCCCAACUGCAGAUCUAAGAGAAUGCUGGCUAUUAGGAGAUGCAAACAUUUUGAAUUGGGGGAAAAUAAGAAGAGAAAGGGCCAAGUGAUCCAGUUCUAAGCUUCAUAAAAUUAUAAAACCAUAAGACCAUAAAAUUAUGAGGUUAUGUUAUUUCACUUCAUUUGGUUGCAGUUGGCCUUUUGGGAGGGGAAUAAACUAGUGCCAUCAAUAAAAUUCCCCCUGUGGGGAAAUUUAUGCUUGAUGGUUCUUCUGGGCACUUCACUCAUUUUGGAUGGAAUCUAACAGGUUGAACUCAUAUUAGAUGUUAUGGUUGUUCUAUUUGGCACUUUGGGGCUUCAAGGGAUUCCUUUUGCUAUUAAGAGUCAAAGGUGAUUGGUUAUCAUGGGACAUAGAAGUAGAUACCUGAAACUAGCUGUCAGUAACAAGCAAAAUCACUUGUCUCAUACUUACACCUUCAUUACUCGAAUCAUUUUAAUGAGGAAUUUCAGCCCAGUUCUCUAGGCACAGCAUACUAAAUUGUCCUCAGACUUAAAGCUCAUGUCCCCUAAACAUCUUGACAUACCCCCUCAAAUUUCAAAGUAGAUUAUUUUCAUCAUGUUGAAAUACCUGCAAAGAUAAUUCUGAAUGAAUUAAACUUACUAAUGGAA